Trypanosoma cruzi is the source of this 990-nucleotide messenger RNA. RefSeq names its product mitochondrial carrier protein, putative. The transcript has a single exon. The record is from RefSeq and is a predicted model, not a curated record. Gene Ontology annotation, biological process: folate import into mitochondrion; nucleotide transport. The coding region runs from base 1 to 990 and encodes 329 amino acids. NCBI's taxonomy places the organism in Eukaryota, Euglenozoa, Kinetoplastea, Trypanosomatida, Trypanosomatidae. Gene Ontology annotation, molecular function: FAD transmembrane transporter activity; folic acid transmembrane transporter activity.
AUGUCCUCCACCUAUUGGAAUGACUUACUGGCUAGCGGUAAGAAUAAGAACGUAGCCGCUGUUGUUGCUCAUUCCAAUGCUGAGAAGGACAAAACAGAUUUGCAUGCAUCUCCGCUUUCUCACACAGUGUCUUCACAGUUUGCAUCUGCUACUAGUACACUUAUUUAUUACCCCUUUGACAUGCUGAGGGUGAGAUUCAUGUCGCAGGACGGCACCACUUACCGACAGCACAAUGGACAGACAUAUCAUUCCAUCCGAAGGGCGUUGGUGACUAUAUACCGUGAGGAGGGUCCACGUGCGUUAUUCCGAGGUUGUCAUGUGGCUGUUUUGGGCUCUGUGGCCGCUUGGGGCAUAUACAUGUACACCUAUCGUUCGCUUUGUUGUAUGGCGGAUGUAUCAUCUUUUUUAGGCCGGACUGGCGUGUCAUACUUGGCAAGUCUUACAUCCACUCUUGUCUCUUCACCCAUUUGGUUCAUUAAGACACGCAUGCAGCUUGAAGAUGCAACGCAGUCGAGGAAUUAUGUCACAUUUAGGAAGGGACUUCGUCAUGUACUGCAAACCACCGGGUUUUGCUCACUUUGGCGUGGGGUCUCUCUGCAAAUGACUCUUAUCAUUCCCAACGCACUGAACUACCCUACCUAUGACUUUCUAAAGGAAAUAAUGCUGAGAACCCGUCUGGAGCAUUCCACUAAAAGAGGGGAGUUGACCGUCACGGAAACACUUGUAUGCUCCACCAUGACAAAGGUGCUCCUGUUGCUGUUAUCACACCCUAUCAUGUUUCUCAAAGUUCGUCUGCAGGAUCAACGUUGGAACAUGGGCGAUGUCAAAUACACCGACAUUCGCCAUUCCCUCCUCCUUAUCUUAAAGCGGGAGGGAACACGUGGAAUGCUACGGGGUUUGAACUCCUCUUUACUUCAUUCACUACCGCGCGCCGUCACACAUUACAUGCUGUAUGAAAAGACGUUAGGGGUUAUCAAUGGCUACAUCUGA